Diabrotica balteata is the source of this 2130-nucleotide messenger RNA. The record is from the annotation of a GenBank genome assembly. Lineage: Eukaryota; Metazoa; Arthropoda; Insecta; Coleoptera; Chrysomelidae.
AGUAGAACUUGAAAUGUAAUAGAGUAAGGUUGAAGUUAAAUAAUAAAAGUAUUUAUGGUUAAAAAUUUUAGUUAUUUACUAUACCUCUUUAAAAGAUAACAGUCCAACGAAAAUAAUAAGGUACGUGAUUUCUGUAAACGUUUAUAGGUAUUCAAAAGAAUUUCGGUGUCACAAGCCUUUGACAUUGAAACUUUGGAUUCAUUUGAAACAUGGAUUUAGAUUCUGAAGAUGAAAAUGUAAUGGAAGAGGAUUAUUAUUCCUUUUUAAACAUACCUAAAGAGGCCUCCAAGGAAGAAAUAAAUAAUGCUUAUAGAAGAUUGAGUCGAAUUUACCAUCCUGAUAAACAUGUUGACCCAGAACUUAAAGAAAAAGCUGAAAUUAUGUUUAAUAAAACCAAAAAGGCUUAUGAAGUUUUGUCAGAUCCUCAUAGAAGAGCUAUUUAUGACUCUCUUGGCACUAAAGGUUUAGAAACAGAAGGUUGGGAAAUAGUGCAAAGAACAAAAACUCCUGCAGAAAUAAGGGCUGAAUAUGAACAGCUAGCUGAAGAACGAGCAGAGAGGCUUAAAAAACAAGCUACCAAUCCAACAGGCAAUGUUACUAUAGCUGUUAAUGCUACUGAUCUUUUUAAUCCUUAUUAUGAUGAGUUUUUGGAUGAAGAAUAUGAAAGUGACUUUCUAACUCAAUUUCCAAACAUAGAAGUAUCUUCAAUGCAAUUCAGUCAAUCUGUAGAUUUCCCUCUAACUCAAAAAGACUCUUGUACACUUUCUGGGCAACUACAAACCCAAAAUGGAACUGGAGGAGGAGGAAUUAAUUUAAGCUGGAGACACAUAUUUUCACAUAAAAGCUGGGCAGAGAUGGAAAUGACAGCAGGUAGUGGACCAGCAUUAUCUUUUAAAGGAUUUAGGACACUCACUCGGAGGUUUUUUUGGAAUGGUGGUACAAUUUUACAAUUUACUCCAGAAGGUAUUAGACCUGGAGUAAUGUCAACUUUAGCAAUGCAAGUGGAUAAGCAUUCUGUGGGAUACCUAUCGUAUCAAGGAGGUGUUAGAUCUGCUUUCACCACACAGAUUAUUAGGGAUACAGAGAAAAAUAGAUACAAUUUUUCAAUACAAGUCGGCUUACCACAUUCUUUUGUUCUUUUACAAUAUACAAGGAAAAUUUUAAGUCAGGAAUUAAAACUUAGGAUAGCAAUAAAAGCAGGCACAUUUGGGGGCGUUAUAGAAUAUGGGGCAGAGAAGAAGAUAUCAAAACAUAGUAAUCUUGCUUUUGCUGUUGUGUGUGGAGUGCCUUCGGGAGUGAAACUAAAAAUUAGAUUGACAAGGGCAUCGCAAACCUACUCCUUUCCGAUCCACCUUUGUGAAGAAAUUAUGCCUGCGCCUGUAUUUUAUGCCACCAUAGUGCCUUUAGUGAUAUAUGUAGUAGUUAAAAAAGGAUUUGUGGAGCCUUUCUUGCGAGAAGAAAGGAACAAAAAAGUAGAGAAACAAAAGCAAAAUAACUACAAUAAGCUGUUGGAAAAGCGGCGAGAGGCGAUGGCAGCUCAGGAUCUUAUGCAUGCUACUUACAAUAGGAUAAGAGACGAUGAGAGCAAUAAGAAAGGAUUGGUUAUUAUUAAAGCAAUUUAUGGAAGAAUAAUUAGAGCUAGAACCUUUUUUUCUACUUUGAGCAACACCUUAUUUAUUACACCAACAAAUCGUGGUGAUAGUCAACAAGCAGAUAGUGAAAUGACCAAUGAAGUUGUAGAUGUUACUAUUCCUGUACAAUGUCUAGUCAAAGAUAGUAAAUUAGAAAUACAUGUUCAGAACAAAUCUGAACUACCUGGUUUCUUUGAUCCCGCACUAGGUGAAGAAAAAAUGUUACAUAUUAUUUACAACUAUCAUGAUCAACCUCAUGAAGUUACUGUAGGAGAGACUGAACCUUUACGACUACCAAAAACUUCACAUCGGACUAAUAUUACGUAGUAAAAAGGGCGAUUGCAUUUAGUGUAAAAUUAGAUCCCAUGUGAGAAUCAAAAUUGUAGAAAUUUUAUAAAAGGAGCAAAUUGUAACUGUUUUCGUGCCCCUGAUAUCCGAACUGUUUGUUUUUAUUUGAUGUUGAAAGAUAUCUUUUUAUAAAAUAAUAAAAUUGUUGCCC